AUGUCAGCGCGCCGCGCGGAGAUCGAGGCGAAGCGCGCGAAGCUCGCUGAGCUGCGGCGCGCGCGCGAGGAGCGCACGCGCAAGAUGCAGGCGGGCGCGGCGCAGGUCACGCCGACGUCGGCGGGGGCGCCGGGCGCCACGCAGUCCGUCGACGAGCUGCUGGCGUCGCUGCUGCCGCCGAAGGACGAGGCGCCGCGGCCCGAGACCGAUGCGGAGGCACCCCCGCCGCCCGCCGCACCGACCGAGGCACUUGCCGAGGGCCCGCCUGCGCCUGCGCCGCACGCCGAGGCCGCUGAGCGGGCUCAGGCAGACGCUGAGCCCGCCCAGGCAGGCGCCGAGCCCGCUCAGGCAGGCGCCGGGCCCGCCCAGGCCGGCGCUGCUGCGCCGCCGCCCGAGCGCAUCCUCUACUCGAAAGAGGUGCAGACGGAUCCUGCGCCCGAGCCGGCCGCGCCCGAGCCGUGCCCGAGCGAGGACGAGGCGCCGAGCGCCGAGCGCCCGGCUCUCCCGCCGGACGAGCCGCGCGCGCCCGCUGUGCAGGCGGCCGCGCCUGUGUCCGACGACUUUACCGAGUUCGUGCAGACCAAGUCGAUGAUUAUGGAGCGGAUCCUGGACGAGCCGUAUGACGUGCUGACGGACUAUACCCAUGUGCCGGCGGACCGCGACGAGGCCGCGCCAGCGUCGAUCCAGCUCGUGUGCACGUUCCACAACGAUACGUGGCUGGCGACGCGCUCCGUGACCGACCUGGACUGGUCCGCGAAGCACCCCGAGCUCGUCGUCGCCGCGUACAACCGGAAGCGCGUGCUCGCGCAGGACGGCGACCACGACGGACUGGUGGCGGUGUGGAACAUGCAUGUGCGGGAGCGCCCCGAGUUUGUGUUUAGCGCGCCGUCCGACGUGGUGUCGGUGCUGGCGUCGCCGUUCCACCCGCACCUGAUCGCCGGCGGCACGUACAGUGGGCAGGUGCUCCUGUGGGACACGCGGCACCGCGACGUGCCGGUGCAGCGCACGCCGCUGGCGUUCGCAGCGCACGGCAGCACGACGCACGCAGCGCCGGUGUACAGCCUGCGCAUGAUCGGGUCCGCGCACGCGCACCAGCUGGUGAGUGCGUCGAUGGAUGGCGUCGUAUGCACAUGGUCGCUCGACAUGCUCGCGCGGCCCCAGGAAAGCCUCGUGCUGACGAACCCGCUGCAUCCGCGCCGCGCCGAGGUGUGCGUGACGUCGCUCGACGUCGCGCCGCGCGACACGUCGCGCUUCCUCGUGGCGACCGAGGAAGGCAACCUGUUUGGGGCCCAGCGCUUUGACCGCGCGGGCGUGCAGGCAGGCCUCGACACCUCGCGCGUCUAUGUGGGCCACAGCGCGCCCGUGACGCGGCUCGAGUGCCAUCCCGCGCAGGCGCGCGGCGAGGCGGCGCCGCACGGGCUCUCGGGCCUGUUCCUGACGACGAGCAUGGACUGGACGUCUGCGCUGUGGCGCAUGGACGCGGCGCCAUCGCCGUCGCCGCCGUCGGGCGCCUACCACUACCCGCACGCGAACCCACGCAUCGCCACGAGCCAGCGGACGAAUCCACUCGCCUUCCGCGCCAGCACGAGCACGCCGACAUGGUCGGCCAUAGCGCCGCUCGUGCGCUUCGAGAACCAGCACGACUACGUGAUGGAUGCGCGCUGGCACCCGCAGCACCCCGCCGUGUUUGCACAGGUCGACGCCAGCGGCCAGCUCGACGUGUACCACGUCGGCCACAGCCUCGAUCGCCCGCUGCUCACCCUGUCGACGCCGUCCGCGCGCGCGCUCAACCGCGUCGCAUGGGACAGGCGCGGGACACUGCCGGAGCACGGCGCCGCCGUCGCGCAGCGGCUCGCGACCGGCGGCGUCGACGGCCGCGUGCAUGUGUACGAGGUCGCCGAGACGCACGUCACCCCACGUGGCGACGCGGACUGGGCGGCGAUGGCGCGCGCGCUGCAGCAGGCGCCGCCUCCGGCGGCCCUGCGCUAG
Molecule: messenger RNA, 1989 nt
Organism: Malassezia sympodialis ATCC 42132
Lineage: Eukaryota; Fungi; Basidiomycota; Malasseziomycetes; Malasseziales; Malasseziaceae
Biological process (GO): transport along microtubule
Cellular component (GO): cytoplasmic dynein complex
Molecular function (GO): dynein heavy chain binding; dynein light chain binding
Source: RefSeq, a predicted model, not a curated record